Messenger RNA from Magnusiomyces paraingens, 267 nucleotides. RefSeq lists its product as uncharacterized. Gene Ontology annotation, cellular component: dolichol-phosphate-mannose synthase complex; endoplasmic reticulum membrane. The transcript is spliced from 3 exons. NCBI's taxonomy places the organism in Eukaryota, Fungi, Ascomycota, Dipodascomycetes, Dipodascales, Dipodascaceae. The record is from RefSeq and is a predicted model, not a curated record. The coding region runs from base 1 to 267 and encodes 88 amino acids. Gene Ontology annotation, molecular function: enzyme regulator activity. Gene Ontology annotation, biological process: GPI anchor biosynthetic process.
AUGUCUUUUGAUAAAUUAAUUGGUGCUGCUAUGAUUUUUGUUGCGACUGCUGUGUUCAUUUACUACACCAUAUGGACAUUUGUUUUGCCUUUUGUCGAUGAGUCAAGUCCCAUUCAGUCGUUGUUUUUGCCUAGAGAAUGGGCCAUUAGAAUUCCUGUUGUUCUGUUACUGACAGCAGUUGCUGGUGUCGGAACCUUCAUCGGCAAGGUUUUGAUCAAGAAUGCUGAGAAAGAGAAGCGUAAGCAAGCUGCUGCUAAAGCGAAAUAA